This is a messenger RNA of Betta splendens (Siamese fighting fish), 6211 nucleotides long. RefSeq names its product pyruvate carboxylase, mitochondrial-like. The record is from RefSeq and is a predicted model, not a curated record. Gene Ontology annotation, biological process: pyruvate metabolic process; gluconeogenesis. Gene Ontology annotation, cellular component: cytoplasm. Gene Ontology annotation, molecular function: pyruvate carboxylase activity; ATP binding; metal ion binding. The transcript is spliced from 27 exons. Lineage: Eukaryota; Metazoa; Chordata; Actinopteri; Anabantiformes; Osphronemidae. Bases 349 to 3888 code for a protein of 1179 amino acids.
GCAGAGAGGGAGAUUAAUAAGGGGACCGAGGCAGGCGCAGUAGCACUGUCUUAUAUCCGCUGCCAGCUGCUAGCUAAGUUAGCCACAGGACACAGUUAGCAACUAGCUUCAGAGUUGUAGCAGCGCUCACUACAUGAGGGGCUGAGUAAAGCGCUUGUGUGUGGGGGGAGAGAGAGAAAGAGAGCGAGAGACGGCUAGCGUGUGUGUAUAUAACGCCCUCCCCACCAGCCGCUUCCUUUUCCGAGUGUGGGAGCUUAUCACGCACACUUCUCCACGCACUGUUUACACUCGGUGUCCGGUUAUUUGACAGCGGGAUUCGUUUACAGGCAGCGACGCAGCUGUAGCACGAUGCUGAGAUACGCAGGACUUCGAAGUGGCCUCGGCCUGUUGGCUGUGAGGAGAGCCUGUCUCCUCGCCCGCUACGCCCACUCCGCCCCACAGAACGAGUAUCGACCCAUCAAGAAAGUCAUGGUGGCCAACAGAGGGGAGAUCGCCAUCCGUGUGUUCAGAGCCUGCACCGAACUGGGGAUUCGAACGGUGGCCGUCUACUCUGAGCAAGACACUGGACAGAUGCAUAGGCAGAAGGCCGACGAGGCUUACCUGAUCGGGAAAGGCCAGCCACCCGUUGCUGCUUACCUGGACAUUCCUGACAUCAUCAAAGUAGCCAAGGACAACAAUGUGGACGCCAUCCACCCGGGCUACGGUUUCCUGUCUGAGCGGGCAGACUUUGCCCAGGCCUGUGCAGAUGCAGGGGUGAUGUUUGUGGGGCCGACGCCGGAAACCGUCCGCAAGAUGGGAGACAAAGUCGAGGCUCGCUCUCUGGCCAUCAGUGCAGGUGUGCCGGUGGUCCCUGGAACAGACUCGCCAAUCGCCGGCCUGAAGGAGGCGCAGGCCUUUGCCCAGACAUAUGGCUUCCCCAUCAUCUUCAAAGCGGCCUACGGAGGAGGUGGGCGAGGCAUGCGGGUGGUCCGAGAGUACGAGGAACUUGAGGAAAAUUACCAGCGGGCCUACUCUGAAGCACUGGCCGCGUUCGGGAACGGAGCCCUAUUUGUUGAGAAGUUCAUUGAAAAGCCAAGGCACAUUGAAGUACAGAUUCUUGGUGAUAAAUAUGGUAAUGUCAUCCACCUCUACGAGAGAGACUGCUCCAUUCAGCGGAGGCACCAAAAGGUUGUAGAGAUUGCGCCCGCUUUCCAACUGGACCCUCAUCUACGAGACCGACUUCAUGCUGACGCUGUGAACCUCGCCAGACAGGUGGGUUACGAGAACGCUGGGACCGUGGAGUUCCUGGUGGACAAACACGGCAAACACUACUUUAUUGAAGUCAACUCCCGACUCCAGGUCGAACACACGGUCACAGAAGAAAUCACAGACGUGGACCUGGUGCACGCCCAGCUGCACGUGUGCGAGGGCCGCAGCCUGCCGGAGCUGGGGCUGAAGCAGGACAAGAUCAGGGUGAACGGCUGCGCCAUCCAGUGCAGAGUGACGACCGAGGACCCGGCCAGGGGCUUCCAGCCCGACACGGGCAGGAUCGAGGUGUUCCGCAGCGGCGAGGGCAUGGGCAUCCGCCUGGACAGCGCCUCGGCCUUCCAGGGUGCCGUCAUUUCGCCCCACUACGACUCCCUGCUGGUGAAGGUCAUCGCCAGCGGCAAGGACCUGCAGACGGCGUCGUCCAAGAUGAGCCGCGCCCUGGCCGAGUUCCGCGUGCGGGGCGUCAAGACCAACAUUCCGUUCCUCCAGAAUGUGUUUUCCAACAACCAGUUCCUCCACUCCACCGUGGACACGCAGUUCAUCGACGAGAACCAGGAGCUCUUCAACCUCAAGCCCACUCAGAACCGGGCCCAGAAGCUGCUGCACUACUUGGGUCACGUGAUGGUGAAUGGACCAACGACGCCCAUCCCAGUCAAGGCCAAACCCUCAUCCACGGACCCCGUUGUUCCUCCUGUCACCAUGGGCGAGCCUCCUGUAGGCUUCCGUGAUGUGUUGCUUCGAGACGGCCCGGAGGGAUUCGCCAAGGCCGUGCGUGCACACCAAGGUCUGCUGCUAAUGGAUACCACGUUCAGGGAUGCUCACCAGUCGCUCCUGGCAACCAGGGUUCGGACCCAUGACCUGAAGAAGAUUUCGCCAUUUGUCAGCCACAGCUUCAGCAACCUUUUCAGCCUGGAGAACUGGGGAGGCGCGACCUUUGACGUGGCCAUGCGCUUCCUGUCAGAAUGUCCGUGGAAGAGGCUUCAGGAGCUGCGGGCUUUGAUCCCGAACGUCCCUUUCCAGAUGCUGCUGAGAGGAGCCAACGCCGUGGGCUACACCAACUACCCCGACAACGCCGUGUUUAAGUUCUGCGAGGUGGCCAAGGAGAACGGCAUGGACAUCUUCCGCGUGUUCGACUCCUUGAACUACCUGCCCAACAUGCUGCUGGGCAUGGAGGCGGCCGGGGCGGCGGGCGGCGUGGUGGAGGCCGCCAUCUCGUACACGGGCGACGUGUCCGACCCCAUGAGGCAGAAGUACUCGCUGGACUACUACGUGCAGCUGGCGGACGAGCUGGUCAAGGCCGGGACUCACAUCCUGUGCAUCAAGGACAUGGCCGGCCUGCUGAAGCCGGAGGCCAGCAAGCUGCUGGUGGGCGCGCUGAGGGACCGCUUCCCGGACGUCCCCAUCCACGUGCACACGCACGACACGGCUGGAGCCGGCGUGGCCGCCAUGUUGGCCUGCGCCGAGGCCGGGGCGGACGUGGUCGACGUCGCCGUCGACUCCAUGGCCGGCAUGACCUCUCAGCCCAGCAUGGGCGCUAUGGUGGCCUGCACCAAGGGGACCAAGCUCGACACCGGCAUCGCUCUGGACAAGGUGUUUGACUACAGCGAGUACUGGGAGGUGGCCAGAGGCCUGUACGCCCCAUUCGACUGCACCGCCACCAUGAAAUCAGGCAACGCCGAUGUCUAUGAAAACGAAAUACCUGGAGGACAGUACACCAACCUCCACUUCCAGGCUCACAGUAUGGGACUGGGUAACAAGUUCAAGGAGGUGAAGAAGGCCUACACCGAAGCCAACAAACUACUCGGAGACCUCAUUAAAGUGACACCGUCCUCGAAGAUCGUUGGUGACUUGGCCCAGUUCAUGGUGCAGAACGACCUGACCAGAGCCGAGGUGGAGGAGAGGGCUGACGAGCUGUCCUUCCCCCUGUCCGUGGUGGAGUUCCUGCAGGGAUACAUCGGGAUACCGCACGGAGGCUUCCCGGAGCCGCUCAGGUCCAAGGUGCUGAAGUCCCUGCCGCGCAUCGACGGCCGCCCCGGCGCCUCUCUGCCCCCGAUGGACUUCAAGUCCCUGGAGGAGGGCCUGCGAGCCGCCCACGGGGACGACAUCACCCCCGAGGACGUGAUGUCAGCAGCCAUGUACCCCAAAGUGUUCCAGGAAUUCAAGGAGUUCACCUCCAACUUUGGUCCAGUGGAUUGUCUCAGCACCCGCCUGUUCCUGGACGGACCCAAGAUCGCAGAGGAGUUCGAGGUGGAGCUGGAGCGAGGCAAGAUCCUGCACAUCAAGGCGCUGGCGCUGGGCGACCUGAACAAGGCCGGCCAGAGGGAGGUCUUCUUUGAGCUCAACGGACAGCUGAGAUCUGUGCUGGUCAAAGACACCGUCGCCAUGAAGGAAAUGAAGUUCCAUCCCAAGGCUCAGAAGUCCAUCAAAGGGCAGGUGGGGGCGCCCAUGCCUGGAAAGGUCCUGGAGGUCAAAGUGGAAGUUGGAUCCAAGGUGGAGAAGGGUCAGCCGCUGUGCGUCCUCUCGGCCAUGAAGAUGGAGACCGUGGUCAACUCCCCGUUGGCCGGGACCGUUAAGGCGGUUCACGUCACGGCCGACGCCUCCCUGGAGGGAGACGACCUGAUCCUGGAGAUCGAGGAGUAGAGGGGGGAGGAAGGGGGGGAGGGGAGGGGCCGGGCGGGGGGGACAUUGAAUCAGAACAUGGGGAGAAGAGGAUGAAAGGGAGGGAGUGGAGCGGAGCAGGGAGGACAGGAAGAGGAGGUCUUCACACACAAAUCAUAUGAGCCCCAAGCGGCGCUGUGUGUUUCAGGAGACUGAUGGUUUAAAGCACAUACGAUCCAACAAGCUUAAACAGGAGGCCGGCUCCCGGCGACACCUUAGGUGUGAUGAGUAGGUCACAACAUAUUUACUAAUGUCCUGUCAGCUUGUGGAAAUUAACAUUGUACAUGACGCAUUCCUUUACUUAAAUACUAGUCUUAAUGUGAGUUUACAGUGAGUGUGACACGUACAGGGUCAGAACGUCUCUAUGCUCCUGAUGACGUGCUACCAAACCACGUGAUGAUGUGAUCAUGUUUGCUUUUACAUUUCAUUUUCAGCCUCUGACAUUAGUCACAGUGCAUUCUGGGAAUGUGUUAUCACUGGUGGCAUUUAGAAUGUUUCCCCCGACUGUUUUGUUUUCAUGACUACAAAUGUGAGACGUCCUUUUAGGGAGAAGGCACGACGCACACAGGUGCUGAAGGAAGCAAUAAUUUGAGCUUAAUUCCACCUUUUUAUGUUUUCACAAAGAGAAGCACAGCAAAGCAGGCGGCUCAAUGUGAGGGGCACGGUCACUGCACCAAAGUCAAACAUGUUACUGUAUCAGUAACAGCACACGGUUUAUUUUUGUAAUAAUCUGAUGUGAAAAUGUUUCCAUUUUUGACUUUGAUAUGAAGCCGCACUGAAGCACCGCUGGAUAACGGGUGCCGCGUUUCAAACGCACCUCUGCUAAAUUCAACCAAUCCAGCCCCGACAGCCGCAGCGUUGAGGCAUGCGUCUGUGGCCAGAUGGUGUGACGUCGGAGAAGUUUCCUGCCCUGUCUUCAAUGAGCCCGGCACAGAUUAGGGUGAAUGGUCUUCGGGUUGCAUGGGGAUUGUAGCACAAGGUGUAAAUGGGAUUACAUGGCGCCGUAAUCGGGCAUGUGGUGUUAUUUUCUGAGGCUCCGCUGAUUAAUUUAGGAAUUAAUUCUCUGUCAAAUGAUGUGAAAUUAGCCGGACUAAUAAGAGACUCUGGAGAGCGCCAGCAGCAGCAGCCUGUUUUAUGGUGUGUGUGUGUGUGUGUGUGUGUGUGUGUGUGUGUGUGUGUGUGUGUGUGUGUGUGUGUGUGUGUGUGUGUGUGUGUGUGUACAGGAGGUGAAGCGUGUAUGUUUUUGAACUAAUUCUAAGACAAAUCAUAAUGUUGGACCUGCAAAGCUGCCACACACGCGAAAAGAUUUGAAACAGUCACAGCACACGCGCAAAAGUGAAACGCUGGUGCGUCGUCUCGUCUCCAUGGCAACACACCGUCCAAAGCACUUGCAGCGGUGCAGCCGUGACCCCCCGUCGCCUGUUACGCGACCAUGUUGACUAGUGACCUGUCUGGGGUCGGUCCCAGCUACAGGUGGAGGGUGAUCUGAGCAUGUGGCUCCGUCCCUUUUACGCGAGCACAGGGAUCAGCGCGCGUCGACCGGGGCGCUCAUUUAAAAUACCACUUUUCACGCAGCCGCAUUCUGUUCCAUUAUCUCCAACAAUGAGUCACCUUUUACACUGUGCAUGAGCAGCACAGGGGCCACGCCCGCCUGCGCGGUGGAAGCGUCUGAGUGGUUUGAACAAGCUGCUGAAGCGUAAUGGUGAAGUUCCCUCCCGCUCCAUUAUCUCUCCUCGCGUGCCCAAGUUUCUAUCCGCCCUCCUUCUCCUCACGCUCCCCCUCGUUCCGCCGCACACUGAAUUUGCACAAGAUGACAUCAUCAUCAGCUCAUGCAAUAAUGUACAGUGCGUGGCAGCGUUUGUGUGUUUUGACCCUGACAUCCAUCGUUUCAGUGUCAAAUGUGACGCAAAGCAGGGUGUAAUGUUGACCUGUCGUGAGCCCACGCCGCCAGGAGUGAACUGUUGCGAAGACAAUGAAAAUGGGGUCGGUGACAUCUCUCUACCCUUUCUCUCGCUUCCUUUGUGUGUUUUCAUGAAACCGAGCAGACUGGAUGUUUAAGCAGGAGCUAGCUGCACAUUAAAGUGUCUCCAUGGACUUGUUCCUUCAAGUUGUCUGUUUUUCUCAUAUCUGCAUAAUCAUGCUUUGAAAUUAACCUUUGUGGUAUAAUCUUUAAUAACAGAAGUAGUUUACAUCAGCGUGUCAGACGCGAGUGUUCUUACAGGAGACAAAGCACAGGCUUAUGGGAAACAUGUACUGGAUCAUUGUCCUUGUUAAAGCUGUAUGUACCAAUAAAGAUAUAACUGAA